CCCCGAAGCAGCAGGCAGUGUGCCUCCAUUCAGCCACAUUUGGUAUGCAUGAGCACGGCUGCAGAGAGAAGGGAGGUGGCUUUCUUAAGAAGGUUCAGGGGCUCAGGCAACGCCACUUGACUAGUCUUCCAAGUUCCAGGAAGCCUCUGUCCUAAUGGAAUCUGCAGGCGUGGAGAUGACCAUGGGAUGCCAGAGCCGUGGGGGACCGUUUAUUUUCUAGGCAUUGCUCAGGUUUGCAGUUUCUGGUUUUCCCGGUGGAAUUUGGAAGGGGUCAUGAAUCAAACUGAUGCUCCUCGACCCCUAAACUGGACCAUCCGGAAGCUAUGCCACGCAGCCUUUCUCCCAUCUGUCAGACUUCUUAAGGCUCAGAAGUCCUGGAUAGAAAGAGCAUUUUAUAAGAGAGAAUGUGUUCACAUCAUACCCAGCACCAAAGACCCCCAUAGGUGUUGCUGUGGGCGUCUAAUAGGCCAGCAUGUUGGCCUCACUCCCAGUAUCUCUGUACUUCAGAAUGAGAAAAAUGAAAGUCGCCUCUCCCGAAAUGACAUCCAGUCCGAGAAGUGGUCCAUCAGCAAACACACUCAACUCAGCCCGACAGAUGCUUUUGGGACCAUUGAGUUCCAAGGAGGAGGCCAUUCCAACAAAGCCAUGUAUGUGCGGGUAUCUUUUGAUACAAAACCUGAUCUCCUCCUACACCUGAUGACCAAGGAAUGGCAGUUGGAGCUUCCCAAGCUUCUCAUUUCUGUCCAUGGAGGCCUGCAGAAUUUUGAACUUCAGCCCAAACUAAAGCAAGUGUUUGGAAAAGGGCUCAUCAAAGCAGCCAUGACAACUGGAGCAUGGAUAUUCACUGGAGGCGUUAACACAGGUGUUAUUCGUCAUGUUGGAGACGCCUUGAAAGACCAUGCAUCUAAGUCUCGAGGGAAGAUAUGUACCAUAGGUAUCGCCCCCUGGGGAAUCGUGGAAAACCAGGAGGACCUGAUUGGAAGAGAUGUUGUCCGGCCCUAUCAGACCAUGUCCAAUCCCAUGAGCAAGCUCACUGUCCUCAACAGCAUGCAUUCCCAUUUCAUUCUCGCUGACAACGGGACUACUGGAAAAUAUGGAGCAGAAGUGAAACUUCGGAGACAACUGGAAAAGCACAUCUCACUCCAGAAGAUAAAUACAAGAUGCCUGCCGUUUUUCUCUCUUGAUUCCCGCUUGUUUUAUUCAUUUUGGGGUAGUUGCCAAUUAGACCCAAUUGGAAUUGGUCAAGGCGUUCCAGUGGUGGCCCUCAUUGUUGAAGGAGGACCCAAUGUGAUCUCAAUUGUGUUGGAGUACCUUCGAGACACCCCUCCGGUGCCUGUUGUUGUCUGUGAUGGGAGUGGACGAGCAUCCGACAUCCUGGCCUUUGGGCAUAAAUAUUCAGAAGAAGGCGGGCUUAUAAAUGAAUCUUUGAGGGACCAGCUGUUGGUGACUAUACAGAAGACUUUCACAUACACUCGAACCCAAGCUCAGCACCUCUUCAUCAUCCUCAUGGAGUGCAUGAAGAAGAAAGAACUGAUUACAGUAUUUCGGAUGGGAUCAGAAGGACACCAGGACAUUGAUUUGGCGAUCCUGACAGCUUUACUCAAAGGAGCCAAUGCCUCGGCCCCAGAUCAACUGAGCUUAGCUUUAGCCUGGAACAGAGUCGACAUCGCUCGCAGCCAGAUCUUUAUUUAUGGGCAACAAUGGCCGGUGGGGUCUCUGGAACAAGCCAUGUUGGAUGCCCUAGUUCUGGACAGAGUGGAUUUUGUGAAAUUACUCAUAGAGAAUGGAGUAAGCAUGCACCGUUUUCUCACCAUCUCCAGACUAGAGGAAUUGUACAAUACGAGACAUGGGCCCUCAAAUACAUUGUACCACUUGGUCAGGGAUGUCAAAAAGCGAGAAUAUCCAGGUUUCGGUUGGAUCUAUUUUAAGGGGAACCUGCCUCCAGACUACAGAAUCAGCCUGAUUGACAUCGGCCUGGUGAUCGAGUACCUGAUGGGCGGUGCUUAUCGCUGCAACUACACGCGCAAGCGCUUUAGGACGCUCUACCACAAUCUCUUCGGCCCCAAGAGGCCCAAAGCCUUAAAACUGCUGGGAAUGGAGGAUGAUAUUCCCUUGAGGCGAGGAAGAAAGACAACUAAGAAGCGUGAGGAAGAGGUGGACAUUGACUUGGAUGACCCUGAGAUCAACCACUUCCCUUUCCCUUUCCAUGAGCUGAUGGUGUGGGCUGUUCUCAUGAAGCGACAGAAGAUGGCCCUGUUUUUCUGGCAGCAUGGGGAAGAGGCCAUGGCCAAGGCUCUGGUGGCUUGUAAACUCUGCAAGGCCAUGGCUCAUGAGGCCUCCGAGAAUGACAUGGUGGAUGACAUUUCUCAGGAGCUGAACCACAACUCCAGGGACUUUGGCCAGCUGGCAGUGGAGCUCUUGGACCAGUCCUACAAACAGGAUGAGCAGCUGGCCAUGAAACUGCUGACAUAUGAGUUGAAAAACUGGAGCAAUGCUACAUGCCUGCAGCUCGCUGUGGCCGCCAAGCACCGCGACUUCAUCGCACACACGUGUAGCCAGAUGCUGCUCACCGACAUGUGGAUGGGCCGGCUCCGCAUGCGCAAGAACUCAGGCCUCAAGGUAAUUCUGGGAAUUCUACUUCCUCCUUCAAUUCUCAGCUUGGAGUUCAAGAACAAAGACGACAUGCCCUACAUGUCUCAGGCCCAGGAAAUCCAUCUUCAAGAGAAGGAACAAGAAGAACCAGAGAAGCCCACAAAGGAAAAAGAUGAAGAGGACAUGGAACUGACAGCAAUGCUAGGACGAAACAACGGGGAGUCCUCCAGGAAAAAGGAUGAAGAGGAAGUUCAGAGCAGGCACCGGUUAAUCCCUCUGGGCAGAAAAAUCUAUGAAUUCUACAACGCACCCAUCGUGAAGUUCUGGUUCUACACUCUGGCAUAUAUCGGAUACCUGAUGCUCUUCAACUAUAUCGUGUUAGUGAAGAUGGAACGCUGGCCUUCCACCCAAGAAUGGAUCGUCAUUUCCUACAUUUUCACCCUGGGGAUAGAAAAGAUGAGAGAGAUUCUGAUGUCAGAGCCAGGGAAGCUGCUGCAGAAAGUGAAGGUGUGGCUGCAGGAGUACUGGAAUGUCACAGACCUCAUAGCCAUCCUUCUGUUCUCAGUCGGGAUGAUCCUUCGUCUCCAAGACCAGCCUUUCAGGAGUGAUGGGAGAGUCAUCUAUUGCGUGAACAUCAUUUAUUGGUAUAUCCGUCUACUAGACAUCUUCGGUGUGAACAAGUAUUUGGGGCCAUACGUAAUGAUGAUUGGAAAAAUGAUGAUUGACAUGAUGUACUUUGUCAUCAUUAUGCUGGUGGUACUGAUGAGCUUUGGAGUCGCCAGACAAGCCAUCCUCUUUCCCAAUGAGGAGCCAUCAUGGAAACUGGCCAAGAACAUCUUCUACAUGCCUUACUGGAUGAUUUAUGGGGAAGUGUUUGCAGACCAGAUAGACCCUCCCUGUGGACAGAAUGAAACCCGAGAAGAUGGUAAAAUAAUCCAGCUGCCUCCAUGCAAGACAGGAGCCUGGAUUGUGCCGGCCAUCAUGGCCUGCUACCUCCUCGUGGCCAACAUUCUGCUGGUCAACCUCCUCAUUGCCGUCUUUAACAAUACCUUUUUUGAGGUGAAAUCAAUAUCCAACCAAGUAUGGAAGUUCCAGAGGUAUCAGCUCAUCAUGACGUUCCAUGAAAGGCCGGUCCUGCCCCCGCCUCUCAUCAUUUUCAGCCACAUGACCAUGAUAUUCCAGCACCUGUGCUGCCGGUGGAGGAAACACGAGAGUGACCCGGAUGAAAGAGACUACGGCCUGAAACUCUUCAUAACUGAUGAUGAACUCAAGAAAGUACAUGACUUCGAAGAACAAUGCAUAGAGGAAUAUUUCAGGGAAAAGGAUGAUCGAUUCAACUCCUCCAAUGAUGAGAGGAUACGGGUGACAUCAGAAAGAGUGGAGAACAUGUCCAUGAGGCUGGAGGAAGUCAAUGAACGGGAGCACUCCAUGAAGGCUUCGCUCCAGACCGUGGACAUCCGGCUCGCACAGCUCGAGGACCUCAUCGGUCGCAUGGCCACUGCCCUGGAGCGUCUGACAGGUCUGGAGAGGGCCGAGUCCAACAAAAUCCGCUCUAGGACCUCCUCAGACUGCACGGAUGCAGCCUACAUCGUCCGCCAGAGCAGCUUCAACAGCCAGGAGGGGAACACCUUCAAACUCCAAGAGAGUAUAGACCCUGCAGGUGAGGAGACUAUGUCCCCAACUUCUCCAACCUUAAUGCCCCGUAUGCGAAGCCAUUCUUUCUAUUCAGUCAAUAUGAAAGACAAAGGUGGUAUAGAAAAGUUGGAAAGUAUUUUUAAAGAAAGGUCCCUGAGCCUACACCGGGCUACUAGUUCCCAUUCUGUAGCAAAAGAAUCCAAAGCUCCUGCAGCCCCUGCAAACACCUUGGCUGUGGUUCCUGAUUCCAGAAGACCUUCAUCGUGUAUAGACAUCUAUGUCUCUGCCAUGGAUGAGCUCCACUGUGAUAUCGACCCUCUGGAUAGUUCUAUAAACAUCCUUGGGCUGGGUGAGCCAAGCUUUUCAGCUCCAGUACCUUCCUCGGCCCCUUCAAGUAGUGCCUAUGCAACUCUUGCACCCACAGACAGACCUCCAAGCCGGAGCAUUGACUUUGAGGACAUCACCUCCGUAGACACUAGAUCUUUUUCUUCAGACUACACACACUUCCCAGAAUGCCAAAACCCCUGGGAUUCAGACCCACCAAUGUAUCACACCAUUGAGCGUUCCAAAAGUAGCCGCUACCUGGCCACCACACCCUUUCUUCUAGAAGAGGCCCCCAUUGCGAAAUCUCAUAGCUUUAUGUUUUCUCCUUCGAGGAGCUAUUAUGCCAACUUUGGGGUGCCCGUGAAAACAGCAGAAUAUACAAGUAUCACAGACUGUAUUGACACAAGGUGUGUCAAUGCCCCGCAAGCAAUUGCUGACAGGGCCACCUUCCCUGGAGGUCUUGGAGACAAAGCAGAAGACUUAUCUUGCUGCCACCCCGAGCGAGAAGCAGAACUGAGUCACCCCAGCUCUGACAGUGAGGAGAAUGAGGCCAAAAGCCAGAGAGCUACUACAGUGAUAGGCACCCAAGAGGGUGAUAACACAGACAAAGCCCUGUCCAACAACAUCACAGUUCCCAAGAUCGAGCGCGCCAACAGCUACUCUGCGGAGGAGCCCACCGCACCAUAUGCACACACCAGGAAGAGCUUCUCCAUCAGUGACAAACUCGACAGGCAACGAAACACAGCAAGCCUGAGAAAUCCCUUCCAGAGGAGUAAGUCCUCCAAGCCAGAGGGCCGAGGGGACAGCCUGUCCAUGAGGAGACUGUCCAGAACAUCGGCUUUUCACAGCUUUGAAAGCAAGCACAACUAAACCUUCUUCACAUGCAUUGCAGGAGGCUCGAAAUCCCACCCUAAAAUUCUCCCAACUCUGCCUUUUCCUCCUUUCUUGAAUCAUACCCGCUUUCUUCUUAGCUGAGCAAAACAAGCAAUGCUUUGGGAGGUAUUAACUCAAAGGUGACUUCUGGGCUGCAGAUCAAGAAAGCAUUUGAUCUGGCCCAGUGCCAAACACAGGGGAUUUAAGGCAUGUUCACACUUGCUGGGAAGGGAGGGGAAAAGAGGGGCAGAAGAAGGGUUAGAGAUGAAUGUGUAUCUUCAGUCACAGCAGAAAGUCAUGAGAAGUGGGGAACCAAGGGGCUUCAAGCACUCUCCAUGCCAGGAGGCUUCUUUGAUUUCUGACCAUUACCAGGAGUUUUAGGAUGCAGGGCUAAGUUGCAAAAUAAAAUGAAGUAGCCAACCUACAAAAUGAGAUAUUCUAAACUUCCAUUCUGUUUUCUUUUCACAUUGGCUCCAUCACUGAUGACUGAUGAAGAGCAUCCUUUUUAUUCAGUGUAAGCCGGCAGCAAGCAGUUCUACCUAACGUCCCACAUCCUUCUCAUGCCAACACUUCUGUAAUUGAUCAUUAUAAAGAAAAACAAGGUAACAGUCCUAGUUCACCUGUCUCUUAUAUAUUCACUUCUGGUGCCACAACUGUUUAUCUUUUUUGAAGACAAUAAGGGAACAGAAAUGCCUUUUUUUGUAUUGCAAUCCCAAUGAAAGAAGAGUUGAUGUUAAAAACAAAAGUGAAGUGGUUGAUUGUAAACAGCGGGCAUUCGAGUAGCGUUGAGCAAGCUCAGGACGAAUGUAAUUAAAUAAUUUUAUAUUUUUAAUUUAUUUUGUAUCUCACCUGUCAUCAAUGAAUUCACUCACGGAAUAUGUAAGAGAGAACUCAAAGAGAUUAAAAAAUAAAAAGACAAGCAAACAAAAAAACAACAACAGUGGGCAGAACCAACCUAAAAUUGCCAUAUGGGAUAUUGUUAUGUGCUCCCCCUUCAUAUCCUGUGUUAUGCUGCUGUGUGAUCUUCAUCGUUUGCAUGAUUCCACCAUGUCCUCUGAACACCUCCAAGAUGUAACUGCCAAUUUUUUACACCACUCAUCACAUAAGCAUUUUCUAUAUGAAUAUAUGGUUAUAUGUGGAUAUUUUCAUACCUAGAGUUUUGCCAUCUAAUCUGAGCUCAGCAUAAAUUUAAUUGCAGUUUUUCAAGGGCUGGUAUCUUUUUUAUGGAAAUGUCCCAAAGUACUUUUUAAGGAAGUUUAAAAACCAUAAAUAACCUUAAAACUGACUGGGAGUUUGGUAUCAACCCAAAGCCAUCAGUUGCAGGCAUACCAUGAAUAUUUUUCUUAUAGACAGAGUUCUUUUAAAAAAAAUAAAAAUAGAUACAGUAGACCAAAAUAGAAAGCAAAUAAACCAUAUACAGAGUUCUAUAGUAUAUGCUGCUUAUAUACAUAUAUAUGCAUUCACACAGAGACAUAUGUUUAUAUAUAGUAUAUAAACAGUCAUAUAGAGCUUUCUUAAGAGGCUUGGACUUUUCUAUCACCUUGAGGUAUAACCGAGCUUUUUUAACAUCCAAGAAAUUCUACUGAAAAUUCAACAUGUUAUUAGACCAAACGUUGAAAUGAUAAUUUUGUACAUCCCUGUGACCUUAACUCUUUCCUCAUACCAAACCAGAGUUGUCAAAAUGACUCACUAACUGCCCUUUGCCCCUUCUGUCCAAGAGCACUUGCUAUUAUAAUAUCUCACUUAUUCUGGUUUCUUCUGCAAAACACUAGCACGCCAAGUACAAUCUGAACAGACAUGCAACUCCAAACCAGUUUUAUUACAGACUCUAGAAUACAGAUAGACAUAAACUUCUAGAUCAAAUUCUGGAUUUGAAAUGGAAUUAAAAUUUUAAAAAUCACAACCCUAAACUGUCAGAUUCCUCCUUGAAUCACUGAUGUAUAAAAGUGAAUAAAGCCUUUAAGGAAAAUGACUUAAUGUUCCUGGUCCUAAAGACUACCUGGCUCUUUUGUUUAGUUAUAGGUGUAAACACCAAGUUUUAUUUCAUUUUGUGAAGUCGAUUGAAUACAUGGACAAAACCUCUAGUCUCUAUUAAAAAAAAAAUUGGAAGAAAGAAAGGAACUGUCUGUGUAAGCUUUUUCUUUUUUCUUUUUCUUUUUUUUGGUACAAGCUUUUCAAGGUAUAGAAAGACUGAUGAGAUCAUGUAUAUAAAGAAUUAAGGAAUUCCUUCUUCACUGCUUCGUAUUUAGGUCAAUCAGUAACAAACAUCCAGACUCCUUCAUUUAUAAUUACUCUAGAAACACUUGCCUUUUAUUGGGCCUCACAUGGCCUCCUUCCCUCUCAGCAAACGUGUUCAGUCUAAGCAUUAAUCGGUUGUCCUGAAACUUCUUGAGUCAUGAAUCCCUCAGGGGAUCUGAUGAAAACUCUGGGCCCUCUCCCCAGCAGGGGAAAAAAAUGUACAUACAUGUAUGUGAAGUUGCAAUAUAACCUUAAAGAGUUUAUGACCCCUGGUUCCACAUUGAUUAGUAAUGAGGAAAAGGACCAUGUUUGUUCAUAAUCAAUACAGUUGUAAGAGGCACUUUACAUUUGAGACCAUUUCUCUGUGAUUCUCAGGAAGGCCAAGUCUCAGCACUAGAAUUUGAACCAAGAUUUUCUUCUUUUUGUUCUUUAGAUUAGGUGUUGCUAGUUCGAUGCACUUAUACCUUAACAUUUGAUGAUUUUCAAGUAGCAAGCACACUCACAAAGCUCUCUUUCCGUAAGAGAGUCUGUAGAGAAAUUCAGGAAGGAGAUGAAACCAUUAUUCUUUGACCAUAGAGCAGGACAUCAAGCACUUCCAGGCCCUCAUUCAGGACCAGACUGGAAGUAGAGGAAAGAAAUUAUGAACACAAGCAUUCCCUUCCGUCGUGAUUUCAGGAGAGAAAACAACAGGACCUGGGAAACUGCACAUGUAAAAGUCCUGAUCUUGUGCCUGGUUCUUUUGUUGUGCAUAAAAAUUAUGCUCUAACAUCUUUUGUGAAGUAUGUGAAAUAUACAAGCCAAAUUGAAAUGAUUUUAGACACAAACUUUAUAAACUUCAUGAGCCAUUUCUCUCCUGUGCACAUAUGUGUGUGUGUGCUUUUUCAAUCCAUUCCUUUCCAUUUCCGGGUUCUCUGUGCACCGAUGUGGCAUUGAUUCUGUGGCCUUGUACAGUCAGUUUGUGCUCAGCUCAUUUAUUCCACCCUGUCCCUGAUCUAGGGGAUGUUAAUUACCUGUCUCUGUGAAUUAAGCAGCUCACGGGCAGCGAGUUAUUGAGAACCGUAAAUAAAGUCAUAGAGAGCUCAAGGAAGUAAUAGCUUCAGUUUAAUCAUCAGCUUCAAAGGUGCCAAUUUUUAUAUACUGCCAUGUGUAAUGAUUUGUUCUAAAUUGCUUGUUCCAUUUGAAAAAAAAAAUUAAGGAUGUUUUAUGAAAAUGACCAUGGACGUCUCCUGAUUAACCAACAGAUUUUAUAUUUAUAGUUAGGAACUCCCUCCUUGAUGGAUUUGCACGAGGAGCUGAAAAGCUUGGGUAUAAUUGUCUUGGCUAGUUUGUGUAUUUCUGCAAGCCAAAAGGUGUAUCUGUAGUCACAAUGCAGCACUUUACAGAACUGGAUUUUUUUUUCAAAGUCUAAGCUUCCAGGUUUAGAAUAUUAUUUAGCAUUUUGAAAUGUCCCCAUUGAAAAUAUAUGUGUAAGAAUAAUCAAACGAGAAAAAUGUGCUCAUAAAAACACACGAUGUGUUUCUUCUGAAUGUUCCAAUGUAUUUUAAAAUAUGGUUUAUAUAGAUAAUAUUAUGGUCGAUACCUGGAUAGUACUUUUUUUUUCUUUUUCUUUCUGAGGCUGUACAGUCUAACCUUUCUGAAUGUUUGGGCUGUUUAACUUCUACUAUUCAGUCGUUCAUGAUGCUCGAUCUAUGGGCUUUACCAUUCAAUAUGUUGGGCAAUGCUGUAUUAUAAAACACACGUAAACAUGUAUGUAACCCGCGUUUAACCCAGCAUAGUUGUAGCAUGUGGUUGUAUUAAUGAACGUUACAGGACAGCUUUAUAAUCAAUGAUACAUCUGUAACAUUCAAUAAAGAAGCACAUGUUGCCAGGAUGAA
Messenger RNA from Tupaia belangeri chinensis (Chinese tree shrew), 9536 nucleotides. It is a transcript of the gene TRPM3, whose product is annotated as transient receptor potential cation channel subfamily M member 3. Gene Ontology annotation, molecular function: monoatomic cation channel activity. NCBI's taxonomy places the organism in Eukaryota, Metazoa, Chordata, Mammalia, Scandentia, Tupaiidae. Gene Ontology annotation, biological process: metal ion transport; monoatomic cation transmembrane transport; protein tetramerization. Bases 187 to 5421 code for a protein of 1744 amino acids. The transcript is spliced from 27 exons. Gene Ontology annotation, cellular component: plasma membrane. The record is from RefSeq and is a predicted model, not a curated record.